AUGGAGGCCGUGUCGCAAUUCUGGGGCAAAGGCCUCGAUACCAAAGUUGAUCCAGUUCGAGAUGCUCUAUACAACUACGAUGCCGAGGCCCAGAAAGCAAUCAACGACGAUCGCCCAUGGGCAAGGGAUCCAAAUUACUUUAAGAUGGUUCGCAUCAGUGCAAUUGCUCUCAUCAAGAUGGUGAUGCACUCCCGGUCCGGUGGCUCUCUCGAGGUGAUGGGCCUGAUGCAAGGCUAUGUUGAUGGAACAACUCUUGUGGUCACAGACGCUUUCCGCCUGCCAGUAGAAGGCACUGAAACACGAGUCAACGCUCAAGACGAAGCAAACGAGUACCUUGUGGAAUAUCUGAAACUUUGUCGUGACCAAGGCCGCAUGGAAAAUGUCAUAGGGUGGUACCACUCGCACCCUGGGUAUGGCUGCUGGCUCAGUGGCAUCGACGUGAGUACUCAAGCAAUGCAGCAAACAUUCAACGAUCCCUUUGUUGCCGUUGUUGUCGAUCCCGACAGAACGAUCAGUGCUGGAAAAGUAGAGAUUGGCGCGUUCAGAACAUAUCCUGAAAACUUUAAGGCUGCAGAAAGCGGCCCAGGGAACUACUCGGGCGCUGCGUCGGAUGGUUUCCAGUCUGUUCCACUAAAUAAAGCGGACGAUUUCGGAGCUCAUUCGAGUCGUUAUUACAGCCUUGAAAUUGAGCACUUCAAGAGCUCCUUGGACGCCUAUCUUCUGGACCUCCUCUGGAACAAGUACUGGGUCCAAACACUGUCCCAAAGUCCCCUCCUAACUAACCGAGACUACGAAAACAAACAAAUUCUCGACCUCGGGCAGAAGAUCAAGGAAGUCACAGCCACAAUCCAACGUGUCGGCCGCGGUGGUGGCCAGACAAGUGGCACUGGGGUUGGUUCGGCUUAUGGCAGUGGUGGCAUGGCAAGAAAGUCAAUACAGCAGGCGUCGGAGAGAGUCGAGCGCAAUAGUAAAAUUCUCGCGGCGAGAGAGAGAUCAGGUUUAAUGGCCAGUGACAUAAAGUCAAACGUCUUUAACUCGGACCCAACAAACACUGGCGCCAGCGCUGGGACAAGUACCGAUUCAGCAACCAUUACAAAACCUCCGUUGGCAUAG
Molecule: messenger RNA, 1113 nt
Organism: Sporothrix brasiliensis 5110
Lineage: Eukaryota; Fungi; Ascomycota; Sordariomycetes; Ophiostomatales; Ophiostomataceae
Product: COP9 signalosome complex subunit 5
Exons: 2
Coding region: 1-1113 (370 amino acids)
Biological process (GO): protein deneddylation
Cellular component (GO): COP9 signalosome; cytoplasm
Molecular function (GO): metallopeptidase activity; deNEDDylase activity; protein binding
Source: RefSeq, a predicted model, not a curated record